This is a messenger RNA of Osmerus eperlanus (European smelt), 5847 nucleotides long. RefSeq names its product ADAM metallopeptidase domain 15 (gene adam15). The transcript is spliced from 23 exons. Gene Ontology annotation, biological process: proteolysis; innate immune response; integrin-mediated signaling pathway. The record is from RefSeq and is a predicted model, not a curated record. Gene Ontology annotation, molecular function: integrin binding; metalloendopeptidase activity. NCBI's taxonomy places the organism in Eukaryota, Metazoa, Chordata, Actinopteri, Osmeriformes, Osmeridae. Bases 524 to 3391 code for a protein of 955 amino acids.
UGUACUAGGUGAAAUGCGAUUACACCAUCGCUGUAAACAUUCAGUGAGCGGCUGGUGCCUUCAUGGUUCAAACGUACAACCUCGUCUGUCCUUCGAAAUAGUAGUUUCGGUAUUGACUGCGAAAUAAUAACGAGAACAGUUGGAAAGCCUGUGCACAUAGUACGGCGUAGAACCUGGUCAAAUGUAUGCGUGAAGUUAGCGGUGCGGUAAUUUCGGACGAUGGAAGAAUUGCGGUAGCCUGAGCUACGUACGUCGUACCAUUCCUGUCGCGGGACGUUGUAGUGGGACAGGUGAAAUAUGAAACAUUAUCGUAUCUGAUACCUGUCCUACAAAAACAAAUUUUUCAUAGCCCAGUAGACAUUUCUGCGCGUGUCUGCAUACACUGGAUCUAUGAUGGAUUUUCCCUUGAAAUUUACCAGUGCAGUUGACCCAGUGAGGUAGCCACAGUAAACCUUCUGAUACAACCUGUUGCCUUAUUUUGGGUCCAUCUGAAUCCCUUACAAAGCUGUUUUUGAUAUUUGCAAUGAUGUUUGUUUGUCGGGUGCUGGAAAGAUUGUUGUUCCUUCAGACAGUAGUAUUUUGUGUAACAUUCUCUAAAACAUUGACGUUACCAAGUAACAGUGCUACUGGAGUACUGGACAACAUUGACUCGCAGGAUUUUAUCCUGGAAGAAAGUUAUUCCAAGUCCAGUAAAACGGGUAUUGAGAUUCCCCAAGAAGACGUAUCCAGCACGAACACACCUACAGAAUCAUCUCAUCCCUUACAUUUAAGCCCAGAGCAUCAGCAUGGGAGACAGGGGCUGCCGCUGGAAAGGACCCGGCCCUUCGUGGUGGUGGACGGUCACCAGAAAACCCUGAAUGAAGCCUUGCAGAAUGGUCACCCAGAAAAACUGCAGUUUGGCUUUCAAGUCGGGGACAUCCUCUACUUUUUGGACCUAGAAAAGAACCAUGAUCUUCUUCCCAAGCCUCCGAACAUCUUCUACUAUCUUCCCAACGGAACCGGGGUCUCCGUGGAGGUCGACCAUGUGACACACUGCUACUACCAUGGCACAGUGAGAGGGUUCUCUAAGUCCAGAGUGGCUGUCAGCACGUGCUCUGGUCUUAGAGGCGUCGUGGCCAUCAACUCCACCCUGAGCUUCGAGCUCCGUCCAGAGGAGGACCACGAGGCAGAGGAGAGCGGGGAGCAGAGCGGAGGGGGACAGGAAGAGGGCAUGCUGCUGCUCCUCCCCACCACACCUCUGGAGAGCUCCGGGCUGGGAGGCUGUGGGGUUUCCCACACCCCUGUACCCCCCCUACACGUUGUACCACACGUACACAGGAGUAAGAGAGACAUUCUUUCUGAGACCAAGUACAUUGAGCUAGUGCUUGUUGCUGACCACAAAGAGUACCAAAACUAUCAAAAGAACAACAAAACCAUAAUUUAUAGGCUGCUAGAUGUUGCCAACCAAGUAGAUUGGUUCUACAGACCCCUGAACGUGCGCGUGGCUCUGACAGGGCUAGAGAUCUGGAGCGACCAGGACAAGAUCCAGGUGGAUAAAAGUCCCACCGACACCCUGAACCGCUUCCUGGAGUGGCGGACCCGGGAGUUGCUCCCCCGCCUACGCCAUGACAACGCUCAACUGGUCAUGGGUGAAUCGUUUGAUGGGACCACAGUCGGAAUGGCAUCCCAGUCCUCCAUGUGCUCCAAGGAUCGAUCGGGAGGAGUCAAUGUGGAUCACCUGGUCAGCGUCCUGGGGGUGGCCUCCACUGUGGCCCAUGAGCUGGGUCACAACCUGGGCAUGAGCCACGACACGGCCGAGCGGAGGUGCCAGUGCCAGAACGAGCCCCGUCUGGGAGGCUGCAUCAUGGAGCCCUCGACUGGGUUCAUGCCGGGCCAGCUGUUCAGCAGCUGCAGUGCCCGGGACCUCUCCCUCAGCCUGCUCCACGGAGGGGGCAUGUGCCUCUUCAACGUGCCCCAGCCAGACGAGCUCCUGGGGGGGCCGCGAUGUGGGAACCUCUACGUUGAGAAGGGGGAGCAGUGUGACUGCGGCCUCCUGGAUGAGUGUAACGACCCCUGCUGCAACGCCACCACGUGCCAACUGGUUCCUGGGGCCCAGUGCUCCUCGGAUGGCAUCUGUUGUGAUAACUGCAAGCUGCGUGCGGGUGGCUGGGUGUGUCGGGAGCCUCUUGGGGAGUGUGACCUCCCAGAGCACUGCACCGGCAGCUCCCCAUACUGCCCGCCCAACGUCUUCCUGCAGAACGGGGAGCCCUGCGAGGAAGGCACUUCCUGCUGCCACAGUGGAGUGUGCGCCAGCCUCAAGGGCCAGUGUCAGAUGCUGUGGGGACCGAAUGCCACACAAGCUCCAGCCGUCUGCUUCUCUUCAGUCAACAAACAGGGCAACAAAUAUGGCAACUGUGGUCAGCUGGCCAACGGAUCCUACAUCCCAUGCGCUAGCUCGGAUGUGUUUUGUGGGAGGAUCCAGUGCCAGGGAGGAAAUGACCGUCCCCUGCUGGGCACCAACGCUGAGAUCCUGACCACCAAAGUCCGCCUCAACUACAGCGACUUUGUCUGCCGGGGAACCUACUUCGAUCUGGGCGAUGAUGUUUCGGACCCCGCCAUGGUGGCGCAGGGCACCGCCUGUGGUUCUGGCAAGGCCUGUUGGAACCAGAAGUGCCAAGAUGUGUCUGUGUUCGGGGUGGAGGAGUGCCAGAGCAAGUGUAACGGACAUGGGGUGUGCAACAGCAACAAAAACUGUCACUGUGACGUAGGCUGGGCUCCACCCGAUUGUCUGUAUACAGGCCAUGGUGGCAGUGUGGACAGUGGCCCUGCCAGGGCACCCAAAGACUCGGACCCAGCCCGCGUGGCCCUGCUGGUCAUUUUCCUCUUCGUCCUACCGGUGGUGCUCCUCUUCCUCACCCUGCGCUUCCCUCGCUGUCGCCGUAGCCUCAUCUGCCUGGGGAGUAGCAGCCCCUUUCACAAGGCCGGAGGACGCCAACAGAGUCGAACCCCAGCCACAGAGCUUGUGGAUUCCCGUAAUGGAGACCAGGUCCAACCUCUGAGGUACCACUGGAGCCGCCAGAGUGACAUGCCGCUAACACCACCCUCGAGCAAGGUCAAUGACAGGCCUGCUCCACCUAAUAAGCCACUCCCCCCUGACCCUGUCCUAAAGCACUUCCAGACCCUUGGACCACCUAAACCACCAGUACCCAGAAAACCUUUACCUCUGGACCCCAUUUCUCAACUCAGCCACUCUGGGUAUGCAACAUCAGGUGUCCAACUACAACAUGAAGCAGGUUUGACUCCAGUUCCACCCAAAGGCCCUGCAGUGACAGUCCUCCCAUCCAGACGUGCCCCUUUACCUCCGAUACGGACUUCCCAAGGUCGAACCCUCAACUCAACACCACUAGUUUGACGUUUGGACAUCUGCCAAAUCACCCAAAAUUCUAGGAUUCCCCAGAACCACGUACCUACAUAGGAGUCCCAUUGACCCACCUGAGAGGUAGAGAGGCUCUCCAGUAGGAUUUGGGAUCAAAAUCAUUCUCCCUUCAACAAUGUCCUGUUCGUGCUGAGAAGUGAGCCGGACGGCUUAAGGAGUGUUUCAGAGCAGAGUUGGGACGGGUCAUUGCAAAAGUGACCUUCAAGAAACCUGAGGCAUUAUGGAUGGUUAAAGGUACAUGGUCACGAUGGAUGAACAAAGUGAAAAUAAGGAUUCCAGUGUCUCUGGGGAUCAUUGAAGUACUACUAGAGUGAACUGACAAAUCAUCCAAACUCUAAUGAGAUCCCAGGCCAGUACAGUGUUAAGAUGUUAGUAUGUGAAAAGGAUGCGAGUAGCACAGAUUUUUAUUCAAUUUUAAUCACUCCUCCCCAAAGCUUCACCCUAGCUGAAUACCUUUAACCCUUGUGUUAUCUUCGGGUCAUUCUGACCCAUCAGUCAUUGUGACCCACCGUCGUAUUGCGACAACUUUACCGCAUACCAAAACAAAGUGAAUCAUUUUCUUUUAACCGUUGGGCUGUCUCAGACCCCCCACAUUGCGAUGGUUAAAAGAAAAUAAUUUUUAUUUGUUUUUGUAUUGGGUAAAAUUGGGUAAACACAACGAUGGUUCGUUAUGAACCUUUGGGUCAUGUGACCCGAAGGCAGCACAAGGGUUAAUAGAUUCUUUCCAAUGCCUGUGUCUGCAACUGUCACACCUUGUUGAAUACAAACUAUAGGAAAUAAUUGACACUCUGCUUAAAGGACUUGGUUUAUGUGAACUGCAAAGGAAACAAGUCCUGCCCCCAGUUUGUUAUGCCCCUCAAGCACUGACUUGACUCUUAGCACUACACUUGGACUCUGUUUGGAGCCUCGCUUCCAUAGUUGCACAAAAAAAAGCCUUAUCAGAAGUUGUGACUCACUUUGGUUGGAUUUGCCUGAAAAUGACUCAGUUAGUGUCUGUCUUGAAGGGCUUUCGUGUGUUGGAAGACAUGAGAUGACAACGUUGGCAGCCAUUUUCUCACAAACGAAGCGAUUGUCUAUUUUUAACGGUAAAAUACAGUAUACGAUUAAAAAAUGCCAAAGAACGGGUUAGGAGAGGUGGAGAUGGUAAACUGGCCAUUGAAAUUUCACGACUUUUGAUAUACAUGGAUGUGGAGGCUACUUCCUGAAAAUGGACCAAUCCACCAACAGUGGAUUCAUUGCCUUUUUUGUACCCUUCGGUGCACUGUGUAUCGCACUAAUACUGUCCCCUUUAAGCUAAGUGCACUGUUAAAUUGAGGACUCUUUCUUUGGAUGAAUGGAUAAAUGCACGUUCAUGUUACAAGGUACAAGUGUUAAACUUGUAACGCAGCAGAUAUUCAAUCUUUACUCACACCACUUCAGCACCAAACCUGGGACAACACACCAACUGAAUGUAUGAUUAAAAAAAAGAUUGAACAUUUUACUGUACUUAAUAUCUGACUUCAUAUUUUCUUCUUUGCCGGCCUCAAUUUGAUUUGAAUAGCAACAGAUUGCAUUGCUUGUAUGCUAUGUCCUAUAAUACAUUGAAGAUGACACUUCAUAAAAUAUAUUUUUAUUGAAAAAUACUGUGCAAAAAGAGAGGCUUCUGUUAGGUGUCCAUGGUCUGGACAUUAAAGUCACCAGCUUUUCUGAAAUAUUGGUUCUAAAAAAAAAAAAAAUUAUUACGUCUAAAUCAGACUAAAUUAUGUAGUGUGAUUUCAAGUGAAGGAUUGUCUGAAAUUUGGAAAACAUGUUGGACUUGUGUUAAGACUUUUAUUAUUGUUUAUUAUGAGCCUUUAAUAUGAUAGUUAAAGCAUACCUUCAUGCUUCCAUUUGAUAUAAAACCAAGAGACACUAGAUGUCCUCAGUGUAAUUCUGUUGAGCAGUUGCUUGUUAAACUAGUUUUUUUACACUUUAAAAUGGGAUUCUGUCAAAUUUGAAAAUCUAUAUUUAAGAUGUAAGACUAUAAAUAUGAAGAAGUUGAUCUGAAGAUGAUGAGAAAUAAAUUCUUACAAUACAUAAUUUGACCCUUGACACAUUUGCUAGUAUCCUUAAACAAGGUCAUAUUAACUUGUAUUAUGAAUAAACCAUGCACUCGUGAAAUUAAGACACCUGCAAAAGCUUAAAAGCACACUCCGUUUAGUUCUGUACGCACAUUUUUCUUGAUUUUUUUUCGUGAUUCAUGUGAUCUAUAGCACUAUGACCUGACUGUAAUCUGUCUGACCAUAUAUGAUUGUCAAGAAAAGACAUUGCAAAAACUCAAAUGGUCAGGUCAGUAAUGUUGUCUUCUGAAAAGACUCCUCUGUUGUGACCACUGUCUGUAAUUUUCCCACUUUCUCAAUGUUUGAGAUUUUUGCUGCUGGGGGAAAUAAAAUGGACUGAGGUUGGUUGACCAA